GCGAUAUUGCCAUAUUUUUGCUGAAAGGAUUUAGAAUAGAAAAACGACGAUAAAGAUAGCAACUUUUGGUAUCUGACAAAAAAAAGCCUUGCCCCUACCGGAAGUAGCGUGACGUGGACAAUUGAACAUAUCCGCAAAGCUCCCUAUUGUUUGCAAUGAUGGCCGCCAGAUCUGAGAGCGAUUCUGACCGAGAUAGCGACGAUUUCUCCAUUAAUUUGAGCGAGGAUGAAAGAUUUGUGGAUGAGGAAAGUGCAAGUGAAGGACUAGUGGGGAGUGGAAGCGAUUCAGAUAGGGAAGAAGCUGUGAGAGGGAUAGAGCCAUAUCGCUUUGAACCCGACGCUGAUGAAGACGGUCAGGAGGACGCUGCUGCUAUUGAUGCUGGAGGAGCACACGACAUAGAUCGCCUUGAGAAUACAGAAUGGUGUACAUGUCAAAACUGUGUGAACAUGGAGACAGUGGCUGAGUGUGUCUGCUGUAGUGAAAUAGAGGCAGUGACCAGAACGAUGGAGGAGGAGGGGGUGAAGACGUGCAUCAUAGACCACCAUGGCUUUCCAUCUGUGUGUCUGGAUGAAUGGGUGCUGCAGACAGCGUAUAACGCCUACAAACAGCAAUAUGGCAUGCUGCAGCAACAGCAAAAUGAGCGGAGACGACACACAGCCUAUCGACAGUUUGUCCGCUUCUGCUGGGGAUAUCUGGGAAAGGACAUAAGGGUGGUACUACCAGCUUGUGUAGUACAUAAGAUUAGGACAACAUUCCCAUCGAUGGACUACACGGGGUUCCAAGACGUGCAGUGACUGCAACAGAAUCUACAUGGCCACUGUACUUAAUCAAUAAAAUCAAUCAAUCAAUCAAUCAGUCAAUCAAUCAAUGUUUAUUUAUAUAGCACUAAAUCACAAAUGUCUCAAAGGGCUGUACAAGCCACAACGACAUCCUCGGUACAGAGCCCACACACGGGCAAGGAAAACUCACCCCAGUAGGACGUCGAUGUGAAUGACUAUGAGAAACCUUGGAGAGGACCGCAUAUGUGGGUAACCCCCCCCCCUCUAGGGGAGACCGAAAGCAAUGGAUGUCGAGUGGGUCUAACAUAUUAGUGAGGGUCCAGUGGAGCCAGCAGGAGGCCACCCCGAGCGGAGACGGGUCAGCAGCGCAGAUGUCCCCAACCGAUGCACAGGCGAGCGGUAUACCCCGGGUCCCAACUCUGGACAGCCAGCACUUUAUCCAUGGUCACCGGAAUAACCCCUCCACGUGGGGGGGGGGCAGAGGAGAAAAGAAAAGAAACGGCAGAUCAACUGGUCUAAAAAGGGGGUCUAUUUAAAGGCUAGAGUAUACAAAUGAGUUUUAAGAUGGGACUUAAAUGCUUCUACUGAGGUAGCAUCUCUAACUGUUACCGGGAGGGCAUUUCACACUUACCGAAGCGACUCCUGUGCUUGGCGAUGGCUUCCUCCUUGUCUGGCUUCUCCAGUUCAUCGCAGAGGAAGGGAGGCACAUCCACAGUGACGCUGAGUGGUGUUCUCUCGUCAGGGGUCUGUCUGCAGCCAGCAACAACCUCCCUGAUCAAGUCAUCUACGUAGCCUGCAAAAUACAAUUGUACAUGUUCCUGCUCACAACAUAAUAUACUCAUGGAGAGUGAAACUUGACAGUAUUAUUAUCAUGAUACAAAGUGUCAAGUGUUUACAUGUUUUGUGUCCUCUACACUUACGGUAUGUUGGCUCUGUCGCGAUUUUCUUGACCACAUGGCCCCCUGCUUUAUACUUCGGGUAGCGUACUGCAUAGCGCUCAGCACGCGCUUGUGUAGUGGCUAUAGGGCGGCUCGAAUUUUCGUUCCAGUGCAGCCCAGCAAGCAGGUUCCUAGGUGUGGUAACAGAAUAAUGUAAUAAUUAGUACUA
Molecule: messenger RNA, 1886 nt
Organism: Entelurus aequoreus (snake pipefish)
Lineage: Eukaryota; Metazoa; Chordata; Actinopteri; Syngnathiformes; Syngnathidae
Exons: 3
Coding region: 156-794 (212 amino acids)
Source: RefSeq, a predicted model, not a curated record